Naegleria gruberi is the source of this 804-nucleotide messenger RNA. RefSeq lists its product as uncharacterized. Bases 1 to 804 code for a protein of 267 amino acids. The transcript has a single exon. Gene Ontology annotation, biological process: nucleocytoplasmic transport; activation of GTPase activity. Gene Ontology annotation, molecular function: small GTPase binding; GTPase activator activity. Gene Ontology annotation, cellular component: nucleus; cytosol; perinuclear region of cytoplasm. NCBI's taxonomy places the organism in Eukaryota, Heterolobosea, Eutetramitea, Acrasida, Naegleriidae. The record is from RefSeq and is a predicted model, not a curated record.
AUGGUACGAGGAGCAAUCUUCUUCUUCUCCUUCCCUAUUGAAUUUGUCAUUGAUAAGGAUCUGAAGAAGAUGACUCAAUUUCCUAGAAUACAAUCACUCAAACUUAGAGAUUCUAGUAUCUCCUCCGAAGGCUUUAAGCAAUUAGCUGCCUUUUCAUCUCUGCGUAUUUUGGCUUUGAGUAACCAAAAUGUUGAUUCAGAAGGCUGUAAGGUUAUAGCUUAUUUGAAAGGAUUAACUAGCUUAAAAUUGCAUGAUUGUACAAUGAGAGAUAGAGGUCUUGAAACAUUGAUAAGUUUAGAGAAAUUGGUAGAUUUGGAUUUGUCAUAUAAUGAUUGUACUGGUAAGGUAUUAGAAAACUUUCUGAAUGGAUUCAAAGGGUCAGAAUUGAAGAAUUUGAAUGUGAGUAGAAAUAGGUUGGGAGAUUCUGUUGUGAAAUGUUUGUGUAUGAAUAGAAAGUUUUGGAAUUUGAAAAAACUCAAUCUUAAUUUCAAUAAUAUUUCAGAUGAAGGUGCAACUUAUUUAGCUCACACUAAUUUUUCAAAUUUGGAAGAUUUAGAUCUUGGAUUCAAUUCUGUGAGUAAUCAGGGAGUGUUAAAACUUUCAAAGGGUCUCUUUGCUCACUCACUGAUAUCACUUACCUUGAUUGGAAAUGAUGUUACAUUCGAUGAUGUUAGAAGUCUCUUUAACCACUUUCCGAAACUUAUUAUUAUGCAGUAUGAUUUUCCUUUGGAUGUCUGUGUGGAUAGUACUACUAAUGAAUGGGAAAUGGAUUUGGAUGAUUAUGAUUUUUUCGAUACCUUUUAG